CUCCAGUGUUCACAUCACAGAACAGCACUUGGAAAUAAUCUCUCCAAAGAAGGUCACCAGUGAAAACAGAGAAAGAGCAAAACAAUUUCAACGACACUUUGUGAGGUCAUCAACCAGAAAAGUAUUGAGGGUGAAGCUUGAUGAACACACUGGGGAGAAAGGAACAGAAAGAUAGAUACCACUUCCAGCUCCUGGGGUAGUGAACCUUCGUGGCACAAUGCAAAGCCAUGACAAGAACAGGCCAAUUCCGCAUUAAGGAUUUGCUUGCCACGCCACUUAGUGAAGAUUUACUCUCCUCGAAUUUUGCUUCGGACUCUGAGCGCCAGAAAUGGCAGGUCUCAAUAUCUCACUCAGCACAGGGGCAGCCAUCUCCCCAAAUCAUACAGAUGUCACCUACCCUUCUUGGUUGCUGAGCAGAACAAUACCUAAAAGAAACGGCAGCAUCCAGGUGAAUGGGAGUACUGUGGAAGGGUGCACUGAAAUCUUGAUUCCUAUGGAGGUCUACCUCAUCCUUGCAGGUGUCAGUUUGCUGGAAAAUCUGCUGGUGAUCGUUGCAGUGAUCAAAAACAGGAAUCUACAUUCCCCGAUGUACUUCUUCAUCUGCAGUCUAGCCGUUUCAGACAUUCUGCUGAGCUUGACCAAGGCAUGGGAAGCAAUUACAAUAAAUGUAACAUCUGGAAAGGAGCAUCAGUUCACUCCUACCCUGAUAAAGAGAUUGGAUGAUAUGUAUGACUCAUUGUUGUGCAUUUCUUUCACAGCUUCCAUCUUCAACUUGGCAGCAAUCACAACUGACAGAUACAUCACUAUUUUCCAUGCUUUGCGCUACUACAACAUUAUGACAAGAAAGCGAGUAGCAGUCAUCAUUGCAGCAAUAUGGAUCUUUUGUACUUUUACAGGUAUCAUCAUGAUCUCUUUCGCUAAGUAUGAAGGCAUUGUUAGCUUCUUUUUUAUAUUGUUCUUCAUAACACUGGUUCUCAUCAUAUCCCUUUAUAUAUUCAUAUUCCUAUUGGCUCAAAUGCACGCCAAACAGAUUCGAUCACUUCCAGGUUACGGAGCCCAUCAACGAACCAAUUUUAAAGGAGCUCUCACACUAACGAUCCUCCUCGGGAUAUUCAUUGCCUGUUGGGCCCCAUUUUCCCUCCACCUCACCCUCUACUUGUUCUGCCCUUCAAACCCGUACUGUGCAUGUUUCAUAUGCCUCUUUCAGGUGGAUCUCGUCUUCAUCAUGUGCCACUCAAUUAUUGACCCUCUUAUUUAUGCAUUCCGAAACCCUGAAUUAUGCAAUGCUUUCAAGAAAAUGUUGUAUUGUUUUAAAAGGCAGACCUAACUGCAUAGUUCAGCCGCUUGCUAUAAUGGAUAGUUGAGUAUAACAGACCAACAAAGCCCAGGUUUGGUCUCCUGUCUGUGCUGAGUUUUCUAAUAAUGAUGCUGUAAUUGGCAUCACUUUCAUCCUUGAGUUAGAAGGUUGUGAGUUCGCAUUCCAUUCUAGAAACUUGAAGGCCGAUCCUAGACUAUCACUUUGAUAUAUUAGUGAGGAUGCGCUACACUGAAUUUCAGACAGACAUUAAAGCAGAGCCUAGUCUUCUAUGUCAAAGGGCUAUAGCCCUAUUCGAAGAAGAGGAGGGAACUUUUCUUGACCAAUAUUUACCCCUCAAUUCACAACAUUAAAGAUGUCUUGCAGAUUUGAUGGGCUGAAGGGCCUUUUCUUUGCUGCAGCUCUCUGUGACUAAAGACAGACAAUCUGCUCAGUAUCACAUAUGACUUUGUGUGCUAAUUAGCUAUAUUUCCAACAUCAUAAUAGUGACUACAUUGCAAUAAGUAUUUUAUAGACUCUGAAGUGCAUUGGAACAUUCUGAGUUGAUGAAGAACUCUAUAUGAAUGAAAGUGCAUUCCUUCUUUAUCACAAUCCUGGGCUGCUCCUUGGAAAGAAGGAUUUCCAUUGGGGUUUUUGCUCUUUAGCAUUAUGUAGCAAUGACACUGGAAGUAUAACGUAGAUGUACAACAGACGAGGACUGAAUUCCAUUGAUGUCAGCUAUAAAGGCCUCCCAUGCUCAGUGUCAAGUUCCAUGUUGCCAGCAUUACAAGGUUUCAAGUUUAUCAGCGAUAUUUUUUAGGAAUGAAUAUUGACAGGGUGGUCCAUUAACCCUACAUAUGCUAAAAUGCCUGGGACAUCAUGACUAAGCAUGUCAUUAACCACAGCAUACCCGAGAGAACAUUAGAAAUGCUAUGUUGAUAAAUUAUAUCAACAAUAUUAAUAUUGCUUUAGAUGGAAAGUUUCCCUCACCUGGAAAAAGAAAUGUUAUAUUCAGGAUGAUUGAUAGAUGCAAAAUCAACAUUUAAUAGUAAAUUUAGAAUCAGUUUGAAUCUGCACUCUGAGGGGUCUAUGCUCUACUAAUGGUUUCUAACAUAACUGCAAACAUUAUUGCUAUUAUGGUCAUUAUUGUGCAUACAUUCUUUUCUAAGGAACUGUUCAUUAUUAUUAUGAUUGCUUUUACCUUCCACAACUGCAUGUGAAGCAUUUCCCUGUUCGCCUGUGUGAAGUUCCUUAAGGGUGUUUCUGUUUCAACCUGAUUUACCUCUCCACGUGUCAACACUAACCGUUUUAUUGUAUCUUCAGUUUUUUCAUCUGGAAACAGAACUGAUUUGUAUCAGUGACUGAUUGUCGGUCCUUGAUAGAGAGGGAAUAAGGCGAACAGGCCAAAAAGAAACAGCCAUGUUGACACUUGCAUCAUGACUUUAAAAAUUGAUCAUUCAGUUUUACACAAAGUUGCAGGAAUGCCUUAUGCACCGUGAUUAUAUUAAAGCCAACUGCUCCAGAUAAACAAGCUGCAUGUUUGAGAUCAUCCAGUUUGGACCAAAAACAAAGAUAAAAUAAGUUAUUUCCUCUAUGGUACAAAUCUACAGAUGCUGGAUGUCCUGGAGAUUCCAGGUACUGGAAUGAUUAAAAUGCUAUAAACCUACUGCAAAAAAUAAAGGCUAUUAGAAUGUUGACCUUUAUAUCUAAAGGAUUAGAACACAAGGAGCUGAAAUAGUCCUUCAGUUACAGCGGGGGAAGCAAAUAUUUUUAACCUGAAGAUGUUAAUUUUGUUUUGAAAAGAAUUGUCUGAAAUAAAAACUAUUAGAAGUUGCAAGAAGGAAAACACGUCAAAGAAUGGACUUGUGGCAGGAGCAUGACUUCAGAGGAACAAGUUCUUCAACAAGACUUCAAUAAAUAGUAUGGGAUUAUUUGCUGCUGUAGAAGUCAUUUACUUUAACUCUUCUCUGAUGAUUAUAAGAAUGAGCACAGUCACAACUGAAUUUCACUUUGUGUCUAGCUCGGGCAACAAGCCAGUUUCUAUACCCAUGGAGCAGAUAAAUGCUGCAAUAUUUUGUUUACAGAGUUGCACCUUUGAUGUUACCCAGAUAGAAAAUAGAACAUAGAACAUAGAACAUUACAGCGUAGUACAGGCUCUUCAACCCUCGAUGUUGCGCCAAC
Messenger RNA from Chiloscyllium plagiosum (whitespotted bambooshark), 3475 nucleotides. RefSeq names its product adrenocorticotropic hormone receptor-like. Gene Ontology annotation, molecular function: corticotropin receptor activity. Gene Ontology annotation, biological process: G protein-coupled receptor signaling pathway. The record is from RefSeq and is a predicted model, not a curated record. Gene Ontology annotation, cellular component: membrane. NCBI's taxonomy places the organism in Eukaryota, Metazoa, Chordata, Chondrichthyes, Orectolobiformes, Hemiscylliidae.